CCGGUAGAUUGUCGCCAGCACCCCAGUAGUGCUGUCAAGUAAACAACAUUGAUAGUGUCGACUGCAGCUUUCCUCGAGAUUGUCUUGAAGUUGAACACCAGUGCAGUGGUCUUUGUGUGUAGGGACCAGAUAACAGGUGGUGAUGGAAGGUCUGCUACAGUGGCUGCUCAUCUGGGCGUUGUUGAUGGUCGACCCUGUCACCUGCAUCUGUGUCAAGGAUUCAGACGAGCUGUCCUUCUCGAGGGAGAAUUCCGAGGCAGACGAUGUACGCAAGGAUCAUUUUGUGAACAUCCAUUGCUGUGCUAACAACUUCAUGGGAGAUAUUAAAUGGUUCCGACAAUACAAUGGAACCAUGACUGUAUUGGUGUUUGAUAACAAGAGGUAUACUUUCAAAGAACGUCAGCAAGUUUUGGAGAUCAACAAGGCUUUAAUGCUGGACAACGGAACCUAUGUUUGUGUGGCCCACAACACAACACGCAAUGUCACCUUUCAGUUUGAACUCUAUGUUGCUGAAUGUGACAAAGCAGCCGGCAAGGUGAUAGUGGAGCGUAUGCCGGAGCCAAAGCAGAUGGUCAGACUCGGCCAAACGAAGACCCUGGAGUGCCGAGGAUACUUUGGCUGUGGCUUGCCAAACACUAAAAGUGCUUUCUGGAUGAGGACAGGAAAACCCCCCUUUAAGCUUGAAGGAGAUCAUCCGUUAUUUUCUGUGGAGAUGGUGAAUAAGAGCAACGGGAAUAUACUUGGCAGUAUACUGACCUUCAAGACCAUCACCCAGGACAACAUGACCUCCAGUUAUAUGUGUUAUCUUUUCGCAGUGACGCCUAAUGGAAAGUCCUUUCCCGUACAAUUUGUCGAUUUACCACAAAAGGAAGUUCUCCCCGGGUGGGGGGUGGCUGUUCUGGCUGUUCUGGCUGUCGUCAUCAUCGUGCCUCUUCUCGUCACACUUCUCAUCCUGCCUUGGAAAGACCAGGUCCAGUUCUGGAUGAGAACCAAGUUUCACCGUCUACCACUAAGACAAGCCAACAAGCGACACGAUCUGAUCGUCUUGUGCCACCCAGACAACGAUGACGAAGUGAGGAAUCAUAUAACGAGUAACUUGAGAAAUGAUUACGCUGUCUUCUUUCCCUAUGAUGACAUCCAAGGAGCAGAAUUGGAAGCUUCCGCUGCGAUGGAUGCCCUAACCAGCAGUUCCUUCGCGCUAAUCUAUCUCAGACCCUCAGAUAGUCGGGUUCCUCGGUUGGAAUCUUUAAUGGAUGCAGCUACAAAUUGCCAGGGAGGGACACGAAUCAUCCUCAUUCACAAUGGCCCCUUAAGAGAUUCGUUGCAAGGACUUGAAGCUGGAUUACGAUCUCGACUGGGACUUGUCCAUCAUAUUAAAUGGCCUUCAGACAUUGAUAGGAAUGCAAGAGUGAAGAAGAAUUUUAUCUGUGCCAUACAGUCUCAUCUGCCGGAGUCGGUUGACAACGCUUCGGAAUCUUCAACAGAACCUCUACUCAACUCGAGUGAGUGAGUGAGUUGUAGGGCAGGGACGGGCAACUCGGGUACCCGGGUCGGGUGGGUACUGAGAGGACCCGGGUACCCACAAGACUACCCAGGCCCGUGGUUAGUGACGUGAUGUAUUGUUUCAUGACAAAAAAUCACUAUAAAACUACAUCGUUACACGAUAAUUUUAAGUCUCUAAUGUUCGCAUUUCUUCAUGACUAUGAACACAUUCCUUCUGACUUAAAUAUGUUUGAACAAAGCUAAACCUUAAGUCAACUUCAGUGUGACCACAUCGUUUUAUACGUCUAUCUAAAAACAUUCUGCCAGAGCUACUGUCAAACUAUUACAUUUUGUACCUAUCUCUUGACACCAACAGCGGGUACCUGGGUAGGGUCGGGUAAUAGGGGUGUGGGUACCCGGGUAGUAAAUUUGGACUCGUCCCAGCCCUAGUGAGUUGGGGUUAAGGCUGCUUGGAACAUUAUUCCAUUUCUAUUAGGGCUGGGACUACCCAGGUACCCACCACCCUAUUACCUGACCCUACCCUGGUACCCGUUGUAGAUAUUUAGAGAUAGGUACAAACUAUCCGAUUUGGAAAAGUUUGACCUUAGCCCUGCAAAAUAUAUUUAGAUUCACGUUUAAAACGAUCUGAUCAUGCAUACACUGACGUUUAAUGCAUGAAGUUUUAUCUUUAUUCAAACAUAUAAAAGUCAGAAGGAAUGGGUGCAUUGUCAGAAAGAAAUGGGAACAUUAGUGACUUAUAGUGUAACCAGAGUUUUAGAUAAUUUUUGUCAUUAAACAAUAUAUCACGUGACUAACCACGGGUCCGGGUAGUCCUGUGGGUACCGGGUCCUACUCAGGACCCAACCAACCCGAGUACCCGAGUUACCCGUCCCAGCCUUAAUUUCUAUCACGGCCUGUCACAUUGAUGUGGGAGAUAAACCUGAAGUGCAGGUCUUCGAGGGUAAACUUUGGUGAAACCCACAAGCAACGGCGGAAGCAGGAUUAGAACCCGCGAUCAUAGGUUUCUGACGUGCCCAAGGGACACAACUCUGCACGGCAAAUGGCAGCCGUCAGCUUGAUUGAGGGAACAAAUAUGUUAUGAAACAGUUUAUAGAAAGGACUCUCCUUAUUUUGGGGUGGCCUGAAAUGAAUCGUGCAUUGGCUAUCAUCCUCUCGGUGUAAAAUUUCAUUUGAAGUUCAACAACUCAUGAAAGUGCAAGCCUCAUGAAGCUGGAUCUUGACCUGGAUCAUUAUGUGGUUCAUCUGCAGAGGAUUGCCCUAUCCUCAUCUUGAUUCCUGGUAACGACAUUGAGACUGUCUUAGGACUGUUGAAAAGAUAAACAUGCUUUGAAAUUACCGUAUUCGACGUAAUAAGCACCCCGCUCUAAUAAGCGCCCACGGCAAUUUUUUGCUAAUAUAUUGGCUAGUGAACAAUCCCAAUUAGCACCCCUUCCGAUUGAUCAAUGUACACAAGACUCAUUUAUUCGCAUAUAAUACACACUAGCGUGUUAUAUGCAGCCUUAAUUAUGGGCAAUUAAAUUCUG
Haliotis rufescens (red abalone) is the source of this 3026-nucleotide messenger RNA. RefSeq lists its product as uncharacterized. Lineage: Eukaryota; Metazoa; Mollusca; Gastropoda; Lepetellida; Haliotidae. Bases 143 to 1510 code for a protein of 455 amino acids. The transcript is spliced from 8 exons. The record is from RefSeq and is a predicted model, not a curated record.